This is a messenger RNA of Rhinocladiella mackenziei CBS 650.93, 3825 nucleotides long. RefSeq lists its product as uncharacterized. Gene Ontology annotation, molecular function: ATP hydrolysis activity; ATP binding. NCBI's taxonomy places the organism in Eukaryota, Fungi, Ascomycota, Eurotiomycetes, Chaetothyriales, Herpotrichiellaceae. The transcript is spliced from 9 exons. The record is from RefSeq and is a predicted model, not a curated record. Bases 1 to 3825 code for a protein of 1274 amino acids.
AUGGGCUCGACCGAUGAAUCGACUUCUUCCAAGAUCCUAGCAGUACUCUGCCAGAUCAACGCAAGACUGGAAGAGAUGGAUCGGCGACUUCAGUUUGUACAACCAUCGUUGCCUUCCCUUUCUCAGUUCUCGGCAGCAACCGACGACAAGGGUGAGAUUCCCAUCUCCGAAUCCAAGUUCCGUUCCUUCACAACCAAACAGAAAGUAUACCCCGACGGGCAAGUGCAUCUUCAAGAGAUAUCCAUAUUCGGGCCCGACCUGUUGGCUCUGCUCCAGGGAAUGUCAAAUCCCUGUCCGAACCUUGACGAUGAUACGAGGCAAAAGAAGUGUAUGUUUCCCUUCGCAGACCUUGUGGCUCACUGGGACGCCUUAUCAUUGCUCUGCAAGGAGUCUACCCAGACAGAGCCACAAUUUAGAAGCAUUGUGUGCCCUAGAAAUCUCAGAGUGGAUCUCCGAGAAGAUAUCAGCGAAUUGUUACAUUGCAUCGAAUUUGCAGCCAACUGCCGCAGCUGUAUCGGGGAGAGAUGCGCCAAUGCUGAGCGAGGAUUGGUUCGGUUUGAGCAUCUACCGAGUCUAUUCGCUCCGGGGGCGUUGCUCUCGAGCGCCGCGGAUGCAGACGACCAGCAAGUUGUAGAGGUAUUGUCUUGUGAUACUGAUUCCACGUCGUCGUCACUGAGGCACUGCCUGGUGGAAUACUGGCAUUUUAGGUGGACCGGGGAAGCUUUCACCAAAAUUGGAGGUAGAUUUCAAAUCGAGCACUACACCGGGACAAAGCGGAUCGAUGGACUGCCGUUCCGCCCCUUGAUCAACUCUGACGCGUCCCUAGCUGAUCUGAAGCAGGCGAUUAGCAAGAGUGAGCUGAGCCUCGAGGUCUUUAAGAAGCUCAAGAACACCGCAAAAGGGGACUAUCCACUUUGGCACUAUGACGGAAAGGUAUUUGAUGAUGGCAAUAAGACACAGAGCUCAGAUCGUGUGAUUGUCGACCCAAAAGCUUUCUCAGAACACCACAAGGAUAAGUCGACGUCAGAGCCGACCCUCGGCUGCCAUUGUCCAACAUGCACGGCACCUUUUAGCAUUGAUGACGUCUCAAACACCGAGAGACAUUGCCUUCUCGUCCCAACGAGGGUUGAGGGAUAUCUUCUCAAGUCAAGAAAGUGGGUAAGCGUGCCCCUCAGAGGUCUCCACGGGCCCUCAGACCAGUGGGAACUUACUAUCAUCGACCAUGUCGUCGUAUUGGACGAUGCAAUCAAGGAGUCCCUCAAGUUGGACAUCCUGACGUAUUUGGAGAAAAGAAAUCGCUACUACAACGAAUCCUCCGACAUCAUCGGUCACCUACCUGGACUGGUCCUUCAUUUUCAUGGACCCCGUGGUGUGGGGAAGACACUAACGGCUGAGGCGCUGGCAGAGUACAGCCAGCGCCCUCUCCUGUUCCUAAGCCUGGCCGAGUUGGGCCUCGGAUCGUCAACGUUCAACAGAAACCUGUCCGAGACGAUGAAUCUCAGUGCCCGUUGGGGCGCGAUUCUUGUCAUCGCUGAAGCAGAUGACCUAUUACAGGCGAGAAGCCUACACGAAGACAUGGCUCGGAAUGCACUGGUGGCAACAUUGCUGGACAGGCUCAAUCACUUCCACGGAGCCUUGAUCCUUCUUACUAGCCAUGUUUCUGCCCUGGACCGUGCGCUCAAGGCGUAUGUAAAGCAGGUAGCAUUCCGGCCACUGUCCGCAGACGCCUCCGCUCGGAUAUUCCGUUUCUUUCUCGAGCGCGCAGAAACGGAAAACACGGAGGUCGAACGUGAGAUCCUAGAGUGGUUCCAAGACGUCACCACAGACUGGGAGGCAUCGGGCCGUGAGAUCCGAGGUCUGUUCGUGACCGCAGUCGACCGAGCAUCGGCCAAGAGAAGAACACUGACUCUGGACGACGUAAUCAAGGCGUACACUGCGAUGACGGGGCGGCGAAACGACUGGGAUUUCGUCACUGAGAGCUCGCUGUAUGUAGACCUAUCCCAGAAGGAAGACCAAGCCGCAGGACGGCAGACCACCCAGACACUCCUACACGAGUUCGGGACGGCGUGUUCUGUUCCAGACGAUGGACGGCUUCCUCUUGCCUUUUCGAAAUCAUUCUUCGAAUGCCGUAGGCCCGACCCAUCCUCCCAACUCAUUACCCGACUGAGCGAACUCACUGAAGCGCUCCAACAACGGCAUGGCGACUUCCAUGUCGUCGACUGGGGCUGGCCAAGAACACGAUGGUGUCCGCAAGCAGGUUGCGUAUAUCAGCUGCGGCACCAAGGGUCAUCAGCGUCCAGUCCUUCUGAAACAGCGCAAGGACGGUGGAAACGAGCCGGAUUCACCUUUGGAUUGCGACGACUGCUGGACGAGGGAGGACACAAUAGGGGAUGCGGUAAGCCGUGGAGGAGACUGUUGCUUUGUCAAGGUCUGGCGAGCGUAGCAGGAGACGUUAGGGGCAAGGGAUUGAUGACGUCCGACAACUGUCGUUACCUGCCCGUCUUCCCGUGGGUUGCCAUUAACAACGCUUGCUCUGAUCCUCCAGAAACACCUGAACUUUUUCUUCACCCCCUGGUUCGGAGCAUCACCGCGCAUCUUGGGGCAACCCCGCGGAGACUUCAGAGCCCUAUAGGUCUGGGGACACUUGGAAAGGAUGACCAGGGGUUCCAUAUAGUGUUCUAUGAGCUGCUUCACCUGGGCGAACCACCGGCCGGAGUCGCCAGCUUGCCGAACAUGGUGCCAUUUUAUGACAGAAAGUCCAAGUUCCUGAGGAAGAGCUGCUUCACCAUGCUGCAUGUACCUUCAGGGGAAGACCUCCCGCUGCCAGAUGUCAUCCACUGGACCAUCGUCUGCCUUACGCCUACCAAUUUCUGGCCUUCUGAAGAAACGUAUGCAAUUAGCGAGUCGCCCUCGCUCCGGGCACAGUCGCUGCACUACGUAGCGAAGGCCCUGAGCGUCGCGGCCGCACGCUGGCACGACGUUCUGCAGGAGCUGGAUGAGCUGGUGGACAGCGGGGACGCGCUGCGUGAGCCGGAUCGGCUGCAAGACAUCUUGUUUGAUGACAACGCCUUCUCGAUCUCGAAGCGGUACUUCUGGGCCAUCAACGUCGUCCAUGAGAUAGUCAACCUACUAGACGAUAACAUCCAGAAGUGGGCCUUGUACCAGAAGACCGCGGUGACGCCCUUUAGGCAGACCGGGUGCGUGCCGGGUGAGGUGGAGGACUGGCAAGAGAAAGCGCAGGCCACACUUAGGAGGGCCGACCAGGAAGCCGCGGAUGCGUGCACGGAGCUGAAGCGGCUACGGCAGGCGUUCCAGGAGAAGCUAGAGCGCAUCACUGUCAUGAGAGACGGCCUUUUUAACGCCAGUGCGGUCAUGGAAAGUCGGGCGUCGACCCAGCUGGGGGAGAACGUGAAGCUCCUCACCUUUGUCAGCAUUUUCUUCCUCCCCUGGGGCUCUGCAUGGCAAGCUGCCAUCUGGAGCAUAAACGAGUCGUAUAGCCGCGAGGCCCUCGUCAUCGUGACCACCCUGGUGGCGCUUCCAACCUACUUCGUCACCUUCAACCUGAACAAUCUGAUUCGGAUCCUCCACAGGGCCUACGCCCCAAGACGGCGCGUACUGGUCGAGCAGAUGGAGCGGGACCACAAGUGGAGCUGGCUGGCCAACAGGCUCAAGGCCUUCCAGCGGUCCGAGGCGGGCGAGCGCAGACCAUCUGAGUGGAUGGUCAUGGCCUUCGCUCUGCGACAGAUGGCCCUCGCUCUUGCCGAGACCGUGUCGGGUCUGUUCCGCUUAACGGGCCGGAGGAGGCAGAACGGCGGAGACGUGUGA